This is a messenger RNA of Lithohypha guttulata, 498 nucleotides long. RefSeq names its product Cdc25 phosphatase Ibp1 (gene ibp1). Gene Ontology annotation, molecular function: protein tyrosine phosphatase activity. Gene Ontology annotation, cellular component: cytoplasm; nucleus. The record is from RefSeq and is a predicted model, not a curated record. The transcript has a single exon. The coding region runs from base 1 to 498 and encodes 165 amino acids. NCBI's taxonomy places the organism in Eukaryota, Fungi, Ascomycota, Eurotiomycetes, Chaetothyriales, Trichomeriaceae.
AUGUCAAGCACUAAAGCGGCCUCAAUAACACUCUCAUCUCUCAAAUAUAUCAAGCCCGUAGACCUAGCAAAUUCUCUACAGGAUGCCGAAACCUCCUCCAAAGUAGCCAUCGUCGACGUGCGAGACAACGACCACGUCGGCGGAAACAUCAGAGGCUCGCAAUGGGUGCCUAUAAAUCAGCUCGAUGCACGCAUGCCGGAACUAUUAAGGAUCAAUCAAGACAGAGAUCGUGUCGUGUUUCACUGUAUGCUCAGUCAGCAGCGUGGUCCCAAAGCUGCUCUGGCAUAUGCACGAGCUCGAGCCUACCAAGCUGAGAAGGAGGCCAAGGGGCAGGGGAAGAGCUCGUCGACUGAGGAAGAGAAGACGAAUGUGGAGGGAAAUGGAAAAGUAUACGGUCAGGAAGUUUGUGUGCUGGAAGGUGGGUUUGGGGCCUGGCAAUCUUCUUAUGCUGAGGACGAGACAUUGACGGCAGAUUAUGUUGAGGAUUUGUGGGAGUAG